UUCGUUACGAAUCGGCCAAUUUUCCUCGAAUCGUUCGUUGAGUUCGUCGUCCGUUUGUCAUAUCUGCUAAAUUCUCCGGUCUCGAAAAUCAUUAUUUUCGCUGAAAAAACGAUUACGAUUUCAAAAAGAUUGUUAUUCUGUAGAGUCUUCUACGAGUGAAGAAAGUGCAAAGAAAAAAUAUGGCAUUACGGAACAUUGCGUUUUCUAAAAAGUGCUUGAAAAUAUUUUUUAUUCACCUAAUAGAACUGAGAUUGAAUUUUGAAUUGUUCUAAAAAGUGGCAGAAAGUUAACGUCAAUUUUUGAAAAUGGAUAAAAAAGAUGACUCGUUGUUGGACAACUUGAAAAUUUCUGGAGAGCUUAAGAAUUCUUCAAAAGUGGCGGAAGAGAAACCUGUGUUUCGCAAGUACCGCACGAAGCAUAUGAAGCAAUUUCCGGAAUUAUAUCGAAGCGAUGUUUCAAUUCAUCCCAGCUAUACAGGCUUGAAAAUCUAUCCUUAUCAUGUAGUCUGCAGGCAACGCGUGCAAAGGAUUCAGCGACAAUCAUUUCGGCAGCUGAAUCGUGAGAUCGCGCAUUUUGCUAUGGCCCAAACGCUUGCUCUGGAUGGUGUGAGAAUCGAUCGCGUCUUCAGCAUUGGCAUGUCGCCGAAGAUGUUAAUCGUGCCAGACCUUUUAACAGAGAAAGAGAGACGCCGACUGAACGAGCUUAUCGAAGAUUAAGAAAUCCUUCGGAUAAUUUCAAUGGGAAUAGAUUAUUUCCCUUAAUUAUUAUUCAAUCAU
Molecule: messenger RNA, 776 nt
Organism: Trachymyrmex septentrionalis
Lineage: Eukaryota; Metazoa; Arthropoda; Insecta; Hymenoptera; Formicidae
Exons: 3
Coding region: 306-716 (136 amino acids)
Source: RefSeq, a predicted model, not a curated record